AUGUCCCUCAAGAAUUUGUUAGAAAAAGAGAUAGGCCUGCUGACCGACGGACUCAAAGGCCAAUCUUCAUCAGACCACCAGUAUCCGCGAAACUUGACUGUGGGAAACUUCUGUGACUUUAUCACACUCCCUACGCUGGUAUAUGAGCUCGAGUAUCCCCGUACGGAAAGGGUGGACUGGACCUAUGUGGCCGAGAAAACUGCAGCCACCUUCGGCACCAUCUUGGUUAUGAUUGUGGUCUCCCAACACUGGAUCUACCCGGUCGUUAUGUCAGCUCUGCGGAUGAAGGAGGAAGGUUUGACCGUUGAACAACGACUACAGGAGUUUCCCUGGGUCCUGAGUGACUUACUCUUCCCCUUCAUGAUGGAGUAUCUGCUGGCUUUCUACGUGAUCUGGGAAUGUGUGGUAAGUAACUUGCCGAUUGACAUCCUAUAG
Messenger RNA from Penicillium argentinense, 435 nucleotides. RefSeq lists its product as uncharacterized. Gene Ontology annotation, cellular component: endoplasmic reticulum membrane. Bases 1 to 435 code for a protein of 144 amino acids. Gene Ontology annotation, biological process: ergosterol metabolic process. Gene Ontology annotation, molecular function: ergosterol O-acyltransferase activity. The record is from RefSeq and is a predicted model, not a curated record. The transcript has a single exon. NCBI's taxonomy places the organism in Eukaryota, Fungi, Ascomycota, Eurotiomycetes, Eurotiales, Aspergillaceae.